AUGGAGUUCGAUCUCUCGAAAGACAUUCUGCUGCUCGAUCAACCAGACUGGUCUACCUCCUCCUGGGACACUCUGCUUCCCCUCCCUGAAGCCUCUGUCACUCAAUAUGGUGGUACGAUCGACGAUCGGCACCCGUUCAGCCUCCAAUUCCUCGACGAUAACCUCGAUCUCGAUACGCUUUCGUGGCUCAAUUAUUACGAUUGUGCAGUCGAAAGUAUCAUUUCCGAUACAGUUGUUCUUCCUCUUAACCAAAGCGACCCAAAGGAGGAGGGCGCGGGAGGAGUCGCCGUCGUCGUGCAGAAGCGAGCUCAAAACUGCAGCAGCGAGCGGACGUCGACGUCGAGGUUGAGCGAGAUGGGAAUGGAGGAGAUGAGCGAAUACUUCAGCAUGCCGAUAACGAAGGCGGCCAAGGAGAUGAAGGUGGGCCUGACGCUGCUGAAGAAGCGGUGCAGGGAGCUGGGGAUCGCCCGGUGGCCGCACAGGAAGAUGAAAAGCUUAGACUCGCUCAUCAUCAACGUUCAGGAGUUGGGAAGGUCGUCCAUGAACAUCGAAGGGACAAGUGUGGGCCGAGAAUUGGAGAGGUUGCAGCAGCAGAGGAAGCUGAUGGUGGAGAACCCAGAAAUGGAACUCAACGAACGAACAAAAAGACUGAGGCAGGCCUGCUUCAAGGCCAAUUACAAGAAGAGAAGGCUCAUCGCCCACCCUUUAAAUUAA
Molecule: messenger RNA, 714 nt
Organism: Zingiber officinale
Lineage: Eukaryota; Viridiplantae; Streptophyta; Magnoliopsida; Zingiberales; Zingiberaceae
Product: protein RKD3-like
Exons: 3
Coding region: 1-714 (237 amino acids)
Molecular function (GO): DNA-binding transcription factor activity
Source: RefSeq, a predicted model, not a curated record